Striga hermonthica is the source of this 987-nucleotide messenger RNA. The record is from the annotation of a GenBank genome assembly. NCBI's taxonomy places the organism in Eukaryota, Viridiplantae, Streptophyta, Magnoliopsida, Lamiales, Orobanchaceae.
AUGGUUGAGAGUUACAAAGUGUCACCUCAAGAUAGGGCUCGUAAGCGCGAGGAGUUGGCAUGUGUUCCGCUCAUUGACUUGGAUAGGCUGUGCGACCCCUCGCGAAGGCCGGUUGUGGUAGAGGAGAUUGCAAAUGCCUGUCGGCUCUAUGGUUUCUUUCAAGUAAUAAAUCACGGGAUACCUGAGCCUAUACUCAACAAAGCUCUUUCAGUUGCCACCGAUUUCUUCAAUCUGCCGACUCAAGACAAGGCCAAGCUGAUGUCUAACAACGUGUAUGAACCGGUCAGAUACUGCACGAGCAUAAAAGAUGGCUUGGACCCGAUCCCGUACAGGAGGAACAUUCUCAAGCACUAUGCAAAUCCUUUGCAAGACUGGAUAAAAUUAUGGCCAGAGAACCCAUCUGAUUAUAGGCAGAAAAUGGGAGAAUAUGCCAAGGCAGUGCAAGAGCUAUCCGUAAAAAUCAUGGAGGCCAUUACAGAGAGCCUCGGGCUAGGCUCUUCAUACCUUAGCACCGAACUAAACCAAGGCAUGCAAGUGAUUGCCGUCAAUUGCUACCCGCCCUGCCCGGAGCCCGAACUCUCGCUCGGCUUGCCGCCCCACUCAGACUACAGUUGUCUCACGAUCCUCAACCAAGACUCGUUCGGCCUCGAGAUUCUCGAUUUUGAAGACGAAGCUUGGAAGGGCAUUCCGGUAAUUCCGGGAGCCCUCCAAGUCAACGUAGGGGACCACCUGGAAAUACUAAGCAACGGGAAGUAUAAGAGCGUGGUCCACAGGGCCACGCUGAACAGCGGCAAGCAGAGGAUCUCGAUUGCUAGCCUUCAUAGCCUGGGGAUGGACGUGAAAAUUGGGGUGGCUAAGGAGCUGGUCGAUGAACACCAUCCGAACGGGUACAAAGAGAGCAGCUUCAGGGAUUUUCUGGAUUUCAUUUCCAGGAAUGACCUUGGGAAAGGAUGCAGUUAUCAUGAUACAAUCAAGAUUCAAGAGUAA